GCGCGGUGGAGGGGUGAGCCUCCCUUCGGACUCUGCGGCUGGACCCCCCCCCCCCCCGCCCCCUUAGUACCUUCUGCCGCGAGACGGCCAUUGGGAGAGGGGGGGUCACGACGCUAAGAGAAACAGGAUGAAUAUGACUCAAGUCCGGGUUCUGGUGGCUGCCGUGGUGGGUGUGGUGGUCGCCUUUCUCUAUGCCUCCAUCCACAAAAUCGAGGAAGGACACCUGGCCGUGUACUACAGGGGAGGAGCUUUACUAACUACCCCCAGUGGACCGGGCUAUCACAUUAUGUUGCCUUUCAUUACUACGUUCAGAUCUGUGCAGACAACACUACAAACUGAUGAAGUUAAAAAUGUGCCUUGUGGAACAAGCGGUGGGGUCAUGAUCUAUAUUGAUCGAAUAGAAGUGGUUAAUAUGUUGGCCCCUUAUGCAGUGUUUGAUAUUGUGAGGAACUACACUGCAGACUAUGACAAGACCUUAAUCUUCAAUAAAAUCCACCAUGAACUGAACCAGUUUUGCAGCGCCCACACACUUCAAGAAGUUUACAUUGAAUUGUUUGAUCAAAUAGAUGAAAACCUGAAGCAAGCUCUGCAGAAAGAUUUAAAUGUCAUGGCACCAGGCCUCACCAUACAGGCUGUGCGUGUUACAAAACCCAAAAUCCCAGAAGCCAUAAGAAGAAAUUUUGAGUUAAUGGAGGCUGAGAAGACAAAACUUCUUAUAGCUAUCCAGAAACAAAAGGUGGUGGAGAAAGAAGCUGAGACAGAGCGGAAAAAGGCUAUUAUAGAAGCAGAGAAGAUUGCACAAGUGGCAAAAAUUUGGUUUCAGCAGAAGGUGAUGGAGAAAGAAACUGAAAAACGGAUUUCUGAAAUUGAAGAUGCCGCGUUCCUGGCCCGAGAGAAGGCAAAAGCAGAUGCUGAAUAUUAUGCUGCACAUAAAUAUGCCACGUCGAACAAGGGGAAGUGUGUGCUCAGCCAUUCAAGAGAUAGAAGGCCAGAGAGAAGAUGGCCAGGAUGUGGUAAGUGUAAAGAAGACUCACUACACCUGGGACCGGGCUCUCUUUAGGGUCUGCAGUGUACAUCCAUGUGAUUAGCAUCUAGUCUGCUGAAGUUCCCCAGGAAAUGAUCUUCCAGUUGAGCAACCAUUUACUUGAUACAAUGUGCACAUUUUUGUUUUCCUACAGUCAAGUUGGUGGCUUGCUGGGACAUGCACCUUGCCACUCAACCAGAUUCCUUGUAGAGAUUCCUAAUCACUAGUUUAUUGCAUUAGUAGGCUCAGAGAUAGAGCUUGGUUUGAAGUUUUGGAUGAGAUGAAACCUUGGCUUUGAAUCAAAGUUCUGGGGACCUGAAUUCUCCUCCAUUGGGUGAUGACUGUCUGUGUCACUGCCUCAGGCUGUGUGUGACUAAGGUACUUGGUUUCUUGUCACAGACAACUCCUUAUAAGUCACCUCUCAGCUCUGGCUGGCCAAGAGCAAGACAGGGCUUUACCAGAAAUAGGAGCAGCAUACAAUUCCUAGCUAUUCACUGCACAGUAUUGUAUCAUAACUGCAGGAAGUUUUUUAACUGGAUUUGGGGUACAUUCAUUUGCCCUAGUACCUCUGCCUAAAGGCUCUAUUCUAGGCUGCCAUGGUUACUAGCACACGAAUUCUCCUUCUCAAUAUUGUUCAUCAGGAGCCUACAUGGUGUGGAACAAAGAGUAACUUGGUCAUUUUUGUCUCCUUCCCUAUUGGCCCUGAGAUGCUGAAAUCAAAGUUGUUCUCCAGCUUCACCUUCCCUAGGAGAUUAGGAUUCCACUGACUUCCUGGGCAGCCAGUGGAUUUAAUCUUCCAUGAGAGGAUGACAGAUUAAUCUGUGGCUAUGAGAGACCUAUUUCACCUGUACUUUUUUUUUCCUUAAUGAUUAAUUUUCUUAAAAAAGUGUGCCCCAUAGUUAGGCCUGAGUAUGUGCAGCUUGUUAAGACCUUUUGUGUAGACUUUGUUCAAGCCAGACAGAAAAGUCAUGGGAUCCUUCCAGCAACCUCUCAGCUGACUCUCAGUCUCAUGACAGUUGUGAGUUGUGCCAAACACUUUAUGGGAAUGGAAUCCCAGAUUUGAGUGGGUCUUUUCCUUGGGCCUUAUCCUAUAAAAGCAUUUGUAAUAUGGAGAGAAUCUUUUUUUUUUUUCAUUUUUGCUCAUUAAUUGUAUGCAUUCUCUUUUUGAGUGAAUUUUGUGUUCUCUAGCCCUCAAAAGAACUUUUGAACUAAAAAUAAACUUCUCCUGUCAUAUAUUGUUGCUGCAGAUAAUGAUUGUUGUGGGAAACUUGGAUCAUUGGUUUUUGUGCUUUCAUUACUAGAGAUGUUUUCUAUUCCCAUGAGCUAAAAGUUGCUGCCCCAAAGUGAUGGAUGUGGGUUAUCUUACAAGCCACAAGCCCUGGUGGCAGAGUUGAGGGGCAGGGAAAUCACAUGGUGAAGUUUUAAAGAAAGUACUUCCACUUGAACUGUGCUUCCCUGUGCUCACUCAGGCACUAGGUCUAGCCCUCCUUCAGGGAUGUUCCUUUUGGCAAAUAUAUACUGUAAUCUUGAGUCUAAAUUUAUAUGUGAAAUGCUACCUUUUUUUAAAAAAAGAAACUAAAUAAAAUUAUUUUACUAUCAGU
This is a messenger RNA of Myotis lucifugus (little brown bat), 2625 nucleotides long. RefSeq names its product ER lipid raft associated 1 (gene ERLIN1). The transcript is spliced from 12 exons. Gene Ontology annotation, cellular component: endoplasmic reticulum; endoplasmic reticulum membrane. NCBI's taxonomy places the organism in Eukaryota, Metazoa, Chordata, Mammalia, Chiroptera, Vespertilionidae. Gene Ontology annotation, biological process: SREBP signaling pathway. The record is from RefSeq and is a predicted model, not a curated record. Gene Ontology annotation, molecular function: ubiquitin protein ligase binding; cholesterol binding. Bases 128 to 1060 code for a protein of 310 amino acids.